GCCCGGUGUCUGGGUGUGUUUGCAAGGAGGAAAAGUUGUUAGUAUUGGUUGACGUCAUAAUUGCUUGCCCUAAGUCAUAGAUGAAUGGGGUGUAUGCGUUCCUCGUGCAACUACUGCACUUUGUAUAUUUGUUGUAGAUGGUGUAGAAGACAAACCGAAUCCAGAAACUUGUCAUCAGCCUCGCAGGCCGCUGCUGCGUAGUAACUUGGAACCUCGGUGUUCUUACCGGAGUACCUCUUCUAAGGACCCACAAAUUCCACCCCGCAGUUCCCAAUGCAACGCAACCUCAACUGACUUGCAUCAAUGCGAACACUUGGCACUUUACCCUCAUCGACGGAGUAAAAUUCCAGCCUUGUCAAUAUACACUUCCUACAACAUGGCUCCAGUUCAUCGUGUGGCGGUUAUCCAAUGGGCGAUUAAGAACCUCGCCCCGGAAGACAACCACGCGACAGCAUGCGAGUACAUCCGGUCUGCAGCAGCGCAGGGCGCCCAGCUCGCUGUCCUACCCGAAUACCACCUAACAGGCUGGGAACCCACAUCCCCACGCUUCGCCGAACUAGCCGCCCAAGACCUAACAACCAAAUACCUAACUUCUUAUCAAACUCUCGCAAAGGAAUUGAAGAUCUGCAUCGUCCCGGGCACAUUCGUCGAAAAACAUCCGCACCCUGAACAAAACGACGCAGCCGAGAAGGAUGCAUACGUGCUCUAUAACACCGCGUACUUUAUCUCCAGCGACGGCUCUAUCCUCGGCCGCUACCGCAAGAAGAAUAUCUGGCACCCCGAACGCGCGUACCUGACCUCAUCGACUUCGGAGCCGCACGAGGUGUUCGAUACGCCCGUCGGCAAGGUUGGGUUGCUCAUCUGCUGGGAUUUGGCGUUCCCUGAGGCGUUUAGGGAGUUGCUUGCGGGUGGGGUUGAGGUUGUAGUCAUCCCGACGUAUUGGGGCGCAACCGACGCCUCACCCACAGCCCUAACCCACAACAAAAACUGCGAAUCCCUCUUCCUCUCAUCAACGCUCACAUCAAGAUGUUUCGAAAACACCUGCGGGAUCAUCUUCGCGAAUGUCUCUGGUGGUCCCGAGACGCUGGGGUUGUCGCGUGUCGUGCUGCCGAUUGUUGGGCCUGUUGCUGAGAUGGGGAAUGAGGAGGGUGUUCUUGUUGCGGAUAUGGAUUUUGGGCUGCUGAGCGUUGCGGAGGAGAAUUAUAAGGUGAGGAUGGAUUUGGCGAAGGAGGGGUGGUAUUAUUCUUAUAGACAUGGGGAUGGUAAAGGGGAGAAGAAGGGAAAAGGGGAGAGGCAUGAGCAUGCGGGUGGUGGAGGGUCUGGGGUAGAAAUGUAGAGUGAGCGAGAUGUGAUUGGAUUACUGCUACAGGAUAAGGCAGGUGAAAUUUGUGACGUUGCAAGAAGACAAGAGAAGAGAUACAGAUUAGCAAAGGAGGCAAAUUCUGACUAUUUGCAACAUGCAGUGUAGUACAUGAUUCAGAUGACCGUGAAAAG
Molecule: messenger RNA, 1494 nt
Organism: Aspergillus calidoustus
Lineage: Eukaryota; Fungi; Ascomycota; Eurotiomycetes; Eurotiales; Aspergillaceae
Source: the annotation of a GenBank genome assembly